AUGGUUCGGAAGUCAAAUGGCGGCUUCAACGGAGAGAAGCCUUACUCCUGCUCUGACUGUGGGGCGAGUUUCUCUCGACUGGAUACCUUAAAAACACACCAACGUAUACAUACGGGAGAGAAGCCUUACUACUGCCCUGACUGUGGGGAGAGAUUCUCUCAAAAGACCAACUUAAAAGCACACCAACAAAUACAUACAGGAGAGAAGCCUUACUCCUGCUCUGAAUGUGGAAAAAGUUUCUCCCGAUCAGAAAACUUAAAAUCACAUGAACGUAUACAUACAGGAGAGAAGCCUUACUCCUGCUCUGACUGUGGAAAAUGCUUCAAAACAUCAACGGUGCUGAAACUUCAUCAGCGAACACACACAGGAGAGAAGCCUUACUCCUGCUCUGACUGUGGGGCGAGUUUCUCUCGACUGGAUACCUUAAAAACACACCAACGUAUACAUACGGGAGAGAAGCCUUACUCCUGCCCUGACUGUGGGGAGAGAUUCUCUCAAAAGGCCAACUUAAAAACACACCAACAAAUACAUACAGGAGAGAAGCCUUACUCCUGCUCUGAUUGUGGGAAGAGGUUCUCCUUAUCGGGUACCUUGAAAUCACAUGAACGUAUACAUACAGGAGAGAAGCCUUACUACUGCUCAGACUGUGGAAAAUGUUUCUCCCGAUCGGGUACCUUGAAAUCACAUGAACGUAUACAUACAGGAGAGAAGCCAUACUCCUGCUCUGAAUGUGUAAAAUGCUUCAAAACAUCGACUGAUUUAAAACUUCAUCAGAGAACACACACAGGAGAGAAGCAUUACUCCUGCUCUGACUGUGGAAAAUGCUUCAAAACAUCAACUGAGCUAAAACUUCAUCAGAGAACACACACAGGAGAGAAGCCUUACUUCUGCUCUGACUGUGGGAAGCGUUUCUCUCACCAUAGCAACUUAAAAACACACCAACGUAUACACACAGGAGAGAAGCCUUACUCCUGCUCUGACUGUGGGGCGAGUUUCUCUAGUCUGGAAAACUUAAAAACACACCAACGUAUACACACAGGAGAGAAGCCUUACUCCUGCUCUGACUGUGGAAAAUGUUUUAAAACAUCAAAAGAGCUAAAAGUUCAUCAGAGAACACACACAGGAGAGAAGCCUUACGUCUGCUCUGACUGUGGAAAAUGCUUCACAACAUCAAGUCAUCUAAAAGGUCAUCAGAGAACACACACAGGAGAGAAGCCUUACGUCUGCCCUGACUGUGGGGCGAGUUUCUCUCUUCUGGGCACCUUAAAAGGACACCAACGUAUACACACAGGAGAGAAGCCUUACGUCUGCCCUGACUGUGGAACUAGUUUCUCUCAACUUUCCCACUUAAAAAUACAUGAACGUAUACACACAGGAGAGAAGCCUUACGUCUGCUCUGACUGUGGAAAAUGCUUCACAACGUCAAAUGGGCUAAAAGUUCAUCAGAGAACACACACAGGAGAGAAGCCUUUCUUCUGCCCUGACUGUGGAACUAGUUUCUCUCAACUUUCCCACUUAAAAAUACAUGAACGUAUACACACAGGAGAGAAGCCUUACUCCUGCUCUGACUGUGGAAAAUGCUUCAAAACAUCAACUCAGCUAAAAGGUCAUCAGAGAACACACACAGGAGAGAAGCCUUACUUCUGCUCUGACUGUGUAAAAUGCUUCAAAACAUCAACUCAGCUAAAAGGUCAUAAGAGAACACACACAGGGGAGAAAAAAAGUUAAUCAGAGAACACAGGCAUGAGAGAAGCCUGCUUAUGUCUGCUCUGACUUUUGGGUGAGUUUCUCUCACCAUAGCAACUUAACACACCAAUGUAUAGACUAUAGACGUCUAGCCAAAGGCUGCGUGUUUGAAUCUCAUCAAGGAGGACUUUAGCAAUUUCGCUAAUUAGCAACUUUCCAACUUCUUACUAAUUUUUAGCUAUGUUAGCAUGUUAGCUUAGCAUGCAACUACUUAGCAUGUUAGCUAACCUUUCCCCUAAACCCAUUUAACUCUACCUUAAACCCCUCACCCCUAACCUAGCU
Messenger RNA from Salvelinus namaycush (lake trout), 2028 nucleotides. Its product is annotated as zinc finger protein 658B-like. The transcript is spliced from 5 exons. The record is from RefSeq and is a predicted model, not a curated record. Gene Ontology annotation, biological process: regulation of transcription by RNA polymerase II; central nervous system development. Gene Ontology annotation, molecular function: RNA polymerase II cis-regulatory region sequence-specific DNA binding; DNA-binding transcription factor activity, RNA polymerase II-specific. Gene Ontology annotation, cellular component: nucleus. Lineage: Eukaryota; Metazoa; Chordata; Actinopteri; Salmoniformes; Salmonidae. The coding region runs from base 1 to 1728 and encodes 575 amino acids.